Pelodiscus sinensis (Chinese soft-shelled turtle) is the source of this 1290-nucleotide messenger RNA. The record is from RefSeq and is a predicted model, not a curated record. NCBI's taxonomy places the organism in Eukaryota, Metazoa, Chordata, Testudines, Trionychidae.
AUGUUUCAGCCAGGGUCACCAGCAAAAAGAAAGAACAAGUCAUCUGCUAAAAGAGGCAAGUCUCCAAGAAGUAAAAGAAGUAAAAGCCCUCAUCAUAUUGUAGUCAAAGUAAAACAGGAGCGAGAUGACCAUUCCCGGAGAGGACACGAGGAACAACAGCACAGAGAUCAGUCAGAGCAAGAACAUAGACGAGAGAGAAAUGGUGACAGAGAGAGACACAGAGAUCAUUCCAAGAGAAGAAAAAAUCUUCAUGAAAGGCCAGGAGGUCGAGGCCAUGAGAGAGAAAGGGAUGCCCAAAAUCUCCGUGAGCAGCAAGUGGAGAGGGAGUUUUAUAAUGAGAGAAGACGUGAACAUCGCCAGAAGAAUGAAGCAAGCAGCGGUGAUGAGACUCUGGACCUUGGUAAACCUGAUGAUGAAAAUAAAGUUAAAGAUCCAACAAAUAAAGAGAAACCAAGUUUUGAGCUGUCUGGUGCUCUCCUAGAGGAUUCAAACACCUUCCGCGGUGUUGUGAUUAAAUACAGUGAGCCCCCAGAAGCUCGGAUUCCAAAGAAACGAUGGCGUCUCUACCCUUUUAAGAAUGAUGAGGUUCUCCCAGUCAUGUACAUUCACAGACAAAGCGCUUACUUGCUAGGUAGGCACCGAAGAAUUGCAGAUAUUCCUAUUGACCACCCAUCUUGCUCCAAACAGCAUGCUGUGUUUCAGUAUCGGCUUGUAGAGUACACCCGUGCUGAUGGUACAGUUGGCCGCAGAGUCAAGCCUUACAUCAUUGACCUUGGCUCUGGCAAUGGUACUUUCCUAAAUAACCAACGGAUUGAACCUCAACGUUACUAUGAAUUGAAAGAAAAGGAAGUGCUGGAGUUUGGGUUCAGUUCAGAUACAUCUGAGGUGGACAAGAAAUCGGAGGAGGAGGAGGAGGAAGAGGAAGUAUCUGACAGUUAACAGAUCAGAAAAAGACUUCCAAGAUCAUCUUUCCAGUAGAACUUGAAUCUGGAUGUGAACAUUGGAGCAUCAUAGCACUGAUGCCUCUUAUUGCCUUAAAAUCUUUCCUCUGUUGCUGAUCAGUUCUCACUGCAGCUUAUUUUGGGAAACUUCUGACAUACUCAUCUCUUUUGUAAUUUUGAAACUCAUGAGAAAAUAGUUUUUGCUUUAAGAGGAUUCUCCACAAUAAAUAAGGGGUAAAAAAGCACCUGAAAGUGAGAGUUCCAAUGCGAACUAUUCAUCAGACAUAAAAAUAAAUAUGUAAGGUUGUACAUAAAGCACAUAGAAUAAAAUAGACUUUUUUAAAAUAAA